This is a messenger RNA of Triplophysa dalaica, 1573 nucleotides long. It is a transcript of the gene crp1, whose product is annotated as C-reactive protein 1. The transcript has 3 exons. Bases 101 to 778 code for a protein of 225 amino acids. Lineage: Eukaryota; Metazoa; Chordata; Actinopteri; Cypriniformes; Nemacheilidae. The record is from RefSeq and is a predicted model, not a curated record.
UUUGAGGUGAUGUCAUCGUGUCAGGAGGGAAGCAGACUGGCAGUAUCACUCUACUUUGAGACAUUAACUAACAACCAUCUCACAGAAAACCUGCGGCAAGAUGGUGGUACCACUGGUAUUACUUUUCUUUGUGUUUUCACCGGGAUCUGAAGCUACUGAAGCGGGUCUCAGUGGCAAAGUCCUUCUCUUCCCCUAUGAGACAGACUUCAGUUUUGUUAAACUUACACCUCAGAAACCUCUGAGUCUUUCAGCGUUCACCCUGUGCAUGCGCGUGGCGACGGAGCUGCAGGGGGAGCGUCAGAUCAUCCUGUUCGCCUACCGCACGCCCGACUACGACGAGCUGAACGUAUGGAGAGAGAGAGACGGGCGUGUGUCCUUCUAUCUCAGCGGCGAUGGGUUGUUUUUCCACUUACCUCCUCUCUCCACCUUCAGGGUUCACCUGUGCCUCACCUGGGCGUCACGCACCGGGCUCACCGCCUUCUGGGUUGACGGGCGACGCAGUGCGCUCCAGCUGUACAAACCGGGUCACAGCAUCAGCCCGCGGGGCACCGCACUGCUCGGUCAGGACGCGGAUAAACAUCUGGGCGACUUUGAGGCGGUGCAGAGUUUUGCUGGUGAGCUCACAGACCUGAACAUGUGGGAUUAUGUCCUCACCGGGAAUCAGAUUAAAGCCUUGUACUUUAACCAAGCCCAGCGUGUGCCUAAAGCAAACGUGUUUGAUUGGAACACCAUCGAAUAUGAGAUUCAGGGCAAUGUGUUAGUGGUGCAAGAUGAUUAAAACUUCAAGGUCAUUUACAUAUAUGCACAAAUGUUAACUAAAAUGUUUAUUUUCAGAUGACGUCACUUGAACUACAUUACUCAAACUGCUACUCGCUAAAAAGCCAACACAUAACCAGUAGAGAUCAACAGAGAUGAUUACAGUUCCCAUUAAAACCAAUAAUCCAUUGGUAGCAUCUGUAAUGCUCUCUAUUGUUCUUUUGCAGAGUAGGCCUAUAUAUUGUUUUAAGCAAGUAAUGCAAAUCUCAUUUGAACCUGUAGGCUACAUAUCAACAUUACCUCUGGUUGAAUCUUCCUUCCUUGUAAACACAUUAGAUAUAUAGAUGAGUUUGAGUUUAUUAGUGUUUAAAACAUACAAUGUAAACAAAAUUUGGGAACUAACAGGCAUUUUUAAAACAGGUGUUUUAAUUCUCAGUGUUGGUUCCUCAAGACUGCAUUGCCUAAAUGUGACCACAGGGGGGAAGCACAACAUUAGACAAAUGCGUCAAAUGCCCUUCAACGCAUUCAAUUAGGCCUACUUUGCAAAACUUGGAAACAGAACUGUGCUUAAUCGUGAAUUUAGUUAUGAUUAUUCUUGCUUGUACAUUUUGGUAUUUUAAAUGUAAAGACUGCACAAGUUAAAUGCAUAUUUUUAAUAAACCCGAAUAACAGAUUUAGAGCGUUGAAAUGUGUACAAAUAACUCUGAAAAAUAUAUAACUUGGUAUCUUGUUUUCCGUGCAAUUAAACUCUGACUAAAAAUUAAAUGUGUCCGGUUUUGCAACUGGUAAAAAUAAACAUGAGAUGAUCAACUAUAAA